Prinia subflava (tawny-flanked prinia) is the source of this 5026-nucleotide messenger RNA. It is a transcript of the gene ADAMTS19, whose product is annotated as ADAM metallopeptidase with thrombospondin type 1 motif 19. NCBI's taxonomy places the organism in Eukaryota, Metazoa, Chordata, Aves, Passeriformes, Cisticolidae. Gene Ontology annotation, biological process: proteolysis; extracellular matrix organization. The record is from RefSeq and is a predicted model, not a curated record. Gene Ontology annotation, cellular component: extracellular matrix. Gene Ontology annotation, molecular function: metalloendopeptidase activity. The transcript is spliced from 23 exons. Bases 360 to 3944 code for a protein of 1194 amino acids.
GCGAGCGGCGGGCGGGGGCAGCGCGGUCGCUGCCGCCGGGGCGCAGCUGCCCGCCCGCCGCCGGGCGCUCUGUGCGCGCACGGGCCGCGCUCCUGCCUGCCCGCGCCCACACACACACGGACACGCACACAGACAGACAGACGGACAGACGGACAGAGACACGCGCACACACACACGCACACGCCCGGCCGCCGUGCGCUGCGCAUCCCGCGCCGCCGGUGCUGCCCGCCCGCCCCGCCGGGACGCGCUGCUGGCGCUCUCCCGCAGUUUAUCCGCCCAGGUGGCUGCGCCCCGCGGCACUCCCCGCUCGGCACGGCCCUGCGUGUGUUGCCAGCCGGCGUCCCGCGGGCGCGGAGCCGAUGGCGCUGGGAGGGAGGAUGCGCCUGAGCCGCGUCUGCUGCGUGUUCUACCAGCUGUGCGUGCUGUCAAGCGGGCUCGGCGCAGGUCUCCAUGCUUCCGAAGAGACUGAGGAGUGGGAGAUCGUCUUCCCUGCACUGUGGAGCCCGGGCCAGCAGGAGCCGACAGGUGGCAGUGGUGGUGGUGGGGGUUGCAACGUCGACCCCAGUAGUGGGAACCGAAGCAGCACUUUCAGUGCCCCAGUCACACCCAGCCCAGCGGCUGGCAGUUCCCGAGAGGUGCGUUCAGUCUCCUCGGUGGAUGGGCAGGCACAGGCUGUAGGGGAGGCAGCAGAGGAAGAGGACACUGAGGAUGAGUAUGAGUCUCAGGAGUUUUACCACUGGUUCCCUCUGCCCCAGGGGUCUGGUGCUGCCUCUCAGUUGCCAACACCACCAUCCCCCCCCUCACCCCCUCCAGCAGAGGAUGGAGAGGAGGUGCUGCUGAGGAUCCCAGCUUUUGCUCGGGAGCUCUACCUGCUGCUCAAGAGGGACAGCCGCUUCCUGGCUCCUGGCUUUGCUGUGGAAGAGCGGCUUAGGGGUGAGGGCAAAAGCCCACCCAGUGCUGCACAGUCGCAACCUGAGAGAGCUUGUUACUACAGUGGUGCUGUCCUCCGCUACCCGGGAUCCUUCGCCUCCUUCAGUACCUGUGGUGGACUGAUGGGGUUUAUACAGAUUAAUGAGGACUUCAUAUUUAUUGAGCCGCUGAAUCGCACUUUGACUGUGACAGGACACGCACACAGGGUGUACAGACGAAAGAGGUCCAUAGAGGAGAAAAUUUCUGAAAAGCAGCCUUCUCAGAAUCAGUACUGUGGUGUUGUUACAGAUAAAAGAAAAUCCAAGACCCAAAAAGUGUCAGAAAGUGGAAGAGGAAAGCGAUACUCUUACAAGUUACCUCAGGAGUACAACAUAGAAACUGUUGUGGUGGCAGAUCCAGCUAUGGUUUCAUAUCACGGAACAGAUGCUGCCAGAAGAUUUAUUCUAACCAUCCUAAACAUGGUUUUUAAUCUUUUCCAACACAAGAGUCUAGGAUUACAAGUAAACCUUCGGGUGACUAAACUUGUUCUUCUUCAUGAGACUCCAGCAGAUAUGUAUAUUGGACAUCAUGGUGAAAAAAUGCUGGAAAGCUUUUGUAAAUGGCAACAUGAAGAAUUUGGCAAGAAGAAUGAUAUACACUUAGAAAUGUCAACAAGCUGGGGAGAAGACAUGACUUCAGUUGAUGCAGCCAUACUGAUCACAAGGAAGGAUUUCUGUGUACAUAAGGAUGAACCAUGUGAUACUGUUGGUAUAGCAUACCUGAGUGGAAUGUGCAGUGAAAAACGAAAAUGUAUAAUUGCAGAGGAUAAUGGUCUGAAUCUGGCUUUUACAAUUGCCCAUGAAAUGGGUCACAACAUGGGGAUAAACCACGACAAUGACCACCCAUCCUGUGCAGAUGGUGUCCACAUCAUGUCUGGGGAAUGGAUUAAAGGACAGAAUCUUGGGGAUGUUUCAUGGUCUCAGUGCAGCAGGGAAGAUCUGGAAAGAUUUCUCAGGUCAAAGGCCAGUAACUGUCUGGUGCAGACGAAUCCUCAGAGCCUCAAUUCUGUGAUUAUCCCCUCUAAGCUCCCAGGAAUGACAUACACUGCAGAUGAGCAGUGUCAGAUUCUUUUUGGACCAACUGCUUCCUUUUGCCAAGAAAUGCAGCACGUCAUUUGCACUGGGUUGUGGUGUAAGGUGGAAAGUGAGAAGGAAUGCAAAACUAAACUGGAUCCACCAAUGGAUGGAACAGACUGUGACACUGGAAAGUGGUGUAAGGCUGGAGAGUGCAUCAACCGUACCUCUUUCGCGGAGCACGUGGAGGGGGAGUGGAGCGCCUGGAGCACUUGCAGCCGUACUUGCAACACUGGAAUCAGCAGUCGACAGCGCAAAUGCCCUGGUUCAGGCCUUGAAGGAGAGUGUCAUGGGCCCACAACGCAGUAUAGGGUAUGUGAAAAUCCUUCUUGUCCUGCUGGCGUGCCUGCCUUCAGGGACUGGCAGUGUCAAGCUUUCAGUGUCAGAUCUUCAUACCAGAAGCAUGUGCACCAGUGGCAAGCUGUCAUUGAUGAUGAAAAGCCAUGUGCUUUAUUCUGUUCACCGGCUGGGAAGGAUCAGCCUGUUCUUCUGACAGAAAAGGUGAUGGACGGGACUUCCUGUGGCCAGCAUGGGCUAGAUGUCUGUGCGGAUGGGAGGUGCCAGAAAUUUGGCUGUGAUGGUAUAUUAGGAUCUCUAGCUCGUGAAGAUCAUUGUGGUAUAUGCAAUGGUAAUGGAAAGUCAUGCAAAGUUAUUAAAGGUGAUUUUAACCAUACCAGAGGAGCAGGUUAUGUGGAAGCAUUGGUGAUACCUGCAGGAGCAAGGAGAAUCAAAGUUGUGGAAGAAAAACCAGCUCACAGUUAUUUAGCUCUUAGAGAUGCUGGAAAACAGUCAAUCAAUAGUGAUUGGAAGAUUGAGCAUUCUGGAACAUUCAAUAUUGCUGGGACGACAGUCCAUUAUGUUCGGAGAGGUCUCUGGGAGAAAAUAUCAGCCAAAGGUCCUACAACAUCACCUUUACAUUUACUGGUGCUGCUCUUCCACGACCAGAGCUAUGGUUUACACUAUGAAUACACAAUCCCACUGGAUCCUCUCCCUGAAAAUCAGAGCUCUAAGGUACCUGAGCCCCUUUUCAUGUGGACACAUUCUACCUGGGAAGACUGUGAUGCAGUAUGUGGAGGAGGUGAAAGAAAGACAACAGUCUCUUGCACAAAGAUUAUGAACAAGAACAUCAGUCUUGUGGACAACAAGAAGUGCAAAUAUUUAACAAAACCAGAACCACAGAUCCGCAAGUGCAAUGAACAGCCCUGCCAGACAAGAUGGAUGAUGACAGAAUGGACACCAUGUUCAAGGACAUGUGGAAAAGGAACCCAGAACAGACAAGUAGCCUGCACACAGCAGCUCAGAAAUGGGACCCUGAUCAGAGCUAGGGAGAGGGAUUGUCUGGGGCCAAAGCCUGCUUCUGCCCAGCGCUGUGAAGGCCAGGACUGCAUGACGGUGUGGGAGGCAGGAGUCUGGUCCGAGUGCUCUGUAAAGUGUGGUAAGGGAGUACGGCAUCGGACUGUGAGGUGCACCAAUCCACGCAAGAAAUGCGUUUUGUCCACCAGACCCAAAGAGGCUGAGGACUGUGAGGACUAUUCCAAAUGCUAUGUCUGGAGAAUGGGAGACUGGUCUAAGUGCUCCGUCACCUGUGGCAAAGGAAUGCAGUCUCGAGUCAUCCAGUGCAUGCACAAGAUCACGGGAAGGCAUGGCAAUGAAUGCUUUUCUUCAGAAAAGCCGGCAGCUUACAGACCCUGUCAUCUCCAUCCCUGCAAUGAGAAAAUUAAUGUUAACACGAUAACAUCACCCAGAUUAGCUGCUUUAACAUUCAAGUGCCUAGGAGACCAGUGGCCUGUGUACUGCAGAGUGAUAAGAGAGAAGAACCUCUGUCAAGACAUGAGGUGGUAUCAGCGAUGCUGUGAGACGUGCAGGGACUUUUAUGCGCAAAAAAUGCAACAAAAGAGUUGACCUCUGUCAGGCUGGCUGGCUCUCAGCUCUUUGCAAUCUUAUUAUUUAUAAACACACACACUCACACAGGCUUCUUCAGACCAAAUAUUAUCAGAUGACGUAUAAUUUAAUCAAAUUAAUUUAUUUUUGCCUGCCAGACAUCAUUAAUGGUUUUGGCUAGACAGCCAACAUGUUUUAUCUUCUGACAUUUUCAUAAUUAAUUUUUAUAUGAACACUUUUGGAUACAUUUAUCAGAAUUUUAAAAAAAUAGUAACUAGUAUUUUAAAUGUUUAUUUUCAUUAAGGUCAUCUGUUGCAAAAAAAAAAAAAGACAUUAUCUUGAAUUUAUUUUAAUUUAGCUGAAUAGUUUUGUUGUAUAUGGAAAUAAAGACCUUUUUAAUUUUAUUAUAUUUUUGACAUUUGGAGUCAGAAUGAUCUUGUGUUUUUUGCAACAGAUGUCAAAGUGAACAAGCUAACAUUAUUAAACAGGUUAUUACAGAAUGUAUUGUGAAAUUAGUUCAUUUGAUUUAGAAACAUACUGAAGGGGAUAUUCUACUGUAACUUAUAUUAUAAACAAGAAAAUUAAAAUAGCUAAGUAGAGAUUUUGAUCAUUCUCAUGGACACAUACUUGAACACAAGUAUUAAAUCAAUGAAACACUGUAGAGAUUUACACUGAAUCACUGUUGCACUGUUUGAGGUAGUGUAGAGAAAUGCAGUCCUAGAACUUGUACCAUCCUAUGAAUCCACGUUCUGUAGUGUUUUAACGUGUCACUUAAUUUUUAAAGUUUUGAAACAAAAAACCCAUGCCCCUCUAUACCUUUGUGUGUCCUUUUGCAGAUUUACAAAUGGAAGGGUCCUUUCUCCUGCCACUUGUAUGAAUUAAUCUGUUAAACAUUCUCAGUUCUCUGCUGAUGAUUUAGAAAAUAGCUUUGUAAUACUACUUUAGUUUUAUCUUUGUCUAAUGAGAAAGUCUUUAUAAAAAUUAAAUGUUUUACGGUUUUGUGAAACAUUAUGAAACAGCUAAGAUUUUCCUUAUGAGAAAAUAUUGUACAUGAUUCACAUGAUUUUUACGUUUUCAAAUAAAAAGUAAAGCUCCUUUUGUUA